Molecule: messenger RNA, 1712 nt
Organism: Procambarus clarkii (red swamp crayfish)
Lineage: Eukaryota; Metazoa; Arthropoda; Malacostraca; Decapoda; Cambaridae
Biological process (GO): lipid metabolic process; response to reactive oxygen species
Cellular component (GO): cytoplasm
Source: RefSeq, a predicted model, not a curated record
ACCUUUGGAAACUGACGCAGUUGAGUGGAGAGUGCUACCGGAGGUGGCUGUGUGGCGUGCGUUACAACUUUGAAAACAUUUGAACAAACUUUUUUAUAUUUGGACCAUACAGCUUUAAAAGGAUAUACCUCAUCUAGCAAAAUGAUGAAGAUUUUGUUGGUGUGGGCGGCGGUGGUGGGGGUCAGCAGAGCUCACACCCUCCACCUGGGCCGGACCUGCCCGGAGGUAGCACCCUUCCCUAAUCUCUCCAUCGACAAGGUGUUGGGGAUGUGGUACGUGACGUACAAAUUCGACACGGACAACACCUGUUUGGUAUGGAACAUCACCCGUGGAGAGGUGCCCGACACGCUGCUGGUGACAGAGACAAGGCAGCUGGCUCUACUGGACAUGCUGGGAGUCAACCAUACCCAGGCUGUCACCGCCCUGGUCGACAUACCCAACCCGGAGGUACCGGGCAAAAUGAGGGUACGCUGGCCCACCUCACUGACGGGCAAAGCUGACUUCACCGUCUUCGACACCGACUACGACAAAUACAUGGCUGUGUUCGAGUGUGACCGCGCCGGCCUCCUGCACCGCCGGUCAGCCACCAUACUCUCCCACACCCCCACCCUCGACCACCUGUUCCUCACUAGGGUCCAGCGUCUACUGGAAAACGCUGACGUGAAGCACACAGCCCUCUCCGCCGUCAGCCAGGAGUCCUGCCGACGCUCGGGACAACACAACUGGCACGUGGACAAGGAACUGUUCGGGCUGCUGCCUGGCGCUGAUGAGGAAGAUGUGCACAGUCGGGUAUCUGAGGGCGUCGUCGACUACGAUAUUUCUCAGUUGGAGAUUAUUGGUGAGGGCGUUGAAGCCGUGAGAGGGAGCCUCCAGAGCCACAAUGACAAGCCGGUUCUGUAGGAAGCCAGUUCUCACGGACUUCAUGCUGACGGAAUGUACAAGCAUCCACCCACUGAAGUCUCACGGAUGCCUUGCCUGCUAGAACCAAGACCAAAUUACAGAUCAAAUACGUAUCAUUUAUUGAUAGUAUCUCUCAGGAUACACUGUCACAGAUUUCUCAGGUCAGAGGGUAACCUCUGUGGCACUGAGGAGCAUCCUCGGAUCACAUUUGUAACUUCCAGCCGAUUAAAAGUUUGUCUAAAGUGUUCAAUUCUUUUGAUAAUUACUUACUUACUCAAGUGUUCAAGUGACCAGGAAUCAGCAGGAUAUUGUCUUUUUAAUACCAUAUUCUGAGGACAAUGAAGGUCACACAUGGCACUGCAGACCCUACCGGUAAGUGCCACGUGAUGCUGAGUAACGACCAAGUGAUGGUCGCUGCAUUGAUAUGUAAUUAGGAGUGCGGUAACUGUACCAAUUUGAAUGUUUCGGAUGCAAGAGCUGGAAUAUAUUAUUUACUAAACUUACUCUUUCCAAUAAAGAAUAUAAUAGGAAAUAUUUUUUCAGGAUUUUUGUGUGCAUGUAUGAAUGUGUGUUUUUAAUUCUAGGCAUAUAUAUAUGCCUAGAAUUAAACUUAAAAUGCGAUUUGAUCAGUUUGCAUUAAAAUGAAUAUUUAGUCUUAAAUUUAGUAGUAAAGCAACUAUAGUCCCUAGACCACCUUGGAGUCGGUGUCUCCAACAAAUUAUUGUAACGGAACUUUUUUUUAAUCGACUUAUUACGGUACGUCAAUGAUGGUAAUAAAGCUUGUAUUCACAUUUAAAUAAAAAUGGUAUUUA